GCAUCCCUGUACCUGCAUACCGACGCGCUGCUGUGCCACGACGACGAGCUCGAGGGCCGCCGCGUCGCCUUCAUCCUGUACCUGGGGGACCUGGGGGCGGGGGACGGGGGGUCCCUGGACCUCUUUGAUGGGGGUGAGGAGGGGGACGGGGUGGCCGAGGUGCGGAGUGCCCACAAGGAGAGGCUGGCGGUGGGGGGCUGGUACCACGGCCCCCCCAUCCAGCGCCCCCCGCGCCCCCUACCGCCCUCCACACACCGCUGCUCUCCCCGCUACGUCGAGGAGGAGGUCCUGAGGCGGUGGGUGAGCCCCGUGUACCUGGCGGAGGCGCUGCAGGCGGGCGUGCGGCGGCAGUUCCUGCGGGACUCUGAGAUCGAGCUGCAGGACUUCCUCCUGCAGGAGGCGUACGAGGAGCUUAGCGCCGCCCUCAGGGGGCUGGGGGCGUGGCGGUGGGCGGGGCCUCCUACGUCCGCCCACUACCAGGUGGUGUGUGGUAACGAAGUACUGCUGCCAGCUGUGGUGCACGAGUUCCUCCAAGUGAUGACGUCAGAAGCCAUGUUCCUGAUCCUGAGCCAGCUGACCGGGCUGUCGCUGCACCAUCUGGCACCAACUGAUGAUGCAGAUUCUGAUGAUGAUGAAUCAUCUGGUAAUGAUAGUGAUGAAGAACCAGCUGAUGGUUGUGAUGAAGAACCAGCUGAUGGUAGUGAUGAAGAGCAAGCUGAUGGUAAAGUUUUGACCCUAAAACAAAUUUUGAAAAUCCAUAGAAAACAGCGAAGACAACAACCUGGAACUGAAGGAGAACAAGUGGAUUGCGAUAACAGUGAUGAGUACAGUGAUGGACUGGACCAGCCUUGGGUUUACGACGUUGGCAUCAACUUCGAUAACAAUAAUGAAAACAAUCCUGAAUCUGAUCGAAAUAAGGAUAACAAUGGAAAACAGAAGCCCAGUGAAUUCUGUAGUGAUAUCAACAGAAGAAAAAAAGGCAAUAAAAAGGAAAAGACAAGUAAGAAGCUAGGAGAACAAGAACUGUUAUCCAAUAAUAAGGGUAAUUGUUCUCAGGAGAACAAGGGACCUAAUGUUAGUUGUUCUCUGCGCCGCAUCAGCCACGGCUGCUACUCCCUCAUCCGCGAUGACGAUAACAACGAUAACAGCUCUGGUGAUAACAAUUCUAUUGAUAACAGCUCUGGUGAUAACAACUCUGGUGAUAACAACUGUGUUGAAAGCAAAUCUGUCGAUAACACUUACGCUAUAGCGAAUGCCGAAAACACGGACAACAAAACUGGAAAGAAAACAAAGAAAAGUUCCAAAGAUCAGAAAAAGAAUAAGGCUGGAGAUAAGAGAGAACAACUUGGAGAACAAGAACCAUCUCCCCAGCAAGAGAGCGGCGCCCCCCGGUUCGUGCUGGACGCGUACCUGCACCUCAACCUGCCGGGGAGCUGGCGGGAGGCCUACGGCGGCUACACGGCCUACGUCGCUAGCGACCAGCGCGAGCAGCUGGUGACGCUGGUGCCGCGCACCAACCACCUGGCGCUGGUGUACCGCGACAGCUGCACCUUCAGGUUCCUCAAGCACCUGAACACCGGGGCACCUGGGGGGGCCUUCCAUCAGGUGCAGCUGCAGUACCGAGAGUCUUGAUCCCGUCAGCUGCAUCUGUCAUCAGGUGCCUGAGAUGUGUCACCUGUCAUCAGGUGCCUGAGAUGUCACCUGUCAUCAGGUGCCUGAGAUGU
Hyalella azteca is the source of this 1724-nucleotide messenger RNA. RefSeq names its product prolyl 3-hydroxylase OGFOD1 (gene sud1). The transcript has 6 exons. NCBI's taxonomy places the organism in Eukaryota, Metazoa, Arthropoda, Malacostraca, Amphipoda, Hyalellidae. The record is from RefSeq and is a predicted model, not a curated record. The annotation marks the transcript as partial. Gene Ontology annotation, molecular function: iron ion binding; 2-oxoglutarate-dependent dioxygenase activity; L-ascorbic acid binding.